Lachancea thermotolerans CBS 6340 is the source of this 663-nucleotide messenger RNA. It is a transcript of the gene DER1, whose product is annotated as derlin. The transcript has a single exon. Bases 1 to 663 code for a protein of 220 amino acids. Gene Ontology annotation, molecular function: ubiquitin-specific protease binding; misfolded protein binding. Gene Ontology annotation, biological process: endoplasmic reticulum unfolded protein response. NCBI's taxonomy places the organism in Eukaryota, Fungi, Ascomycota, Saccharomycetes, Saccharomycetales, Saccharomycetaceae. Gene Ontology annotation, cellular component: endoplasmic reticulum membrane; Hrd1p ubiquitin ligase ERAD-L complex. The record is from RefSeq and is a predicted model, not a curated record.
AUGGACAUACUGUUGGUGAACCUUGUAGGGGACAUACCAGUGGUCACAAAAACAUGGGUGGGAGGCGUUCUCGCAAUGUCGGUGCUUUCAAGCACAACCAUCAUAGAUCCCACUAAAUUCAUCUACAACUACGACCUGGUAUUUAAAAAGGGACAAUUCACGCGAGUGCUGUACUCAUUGUUCGACUACGGGGAAUUCAGUCUCAUCUACUUUGUUCAAUUGAUGUUUCUGACGCAGGAGCUGGCCGCGCUGGAGAAAUCGAUUCCACAGCGAAGCCAGUUCCUGUGGAUGAUAUUCGUGAUGGGCGUGCUCACCAUCAUAUUUAGCAAAUGGAUUCAACCGUUUGAGCCGUUGGCCAGCGUCCUGCAUAAAAACUUGACAUACUAUAAACUGCGGAAAGAUGUGCAGCUCCAACAGGGGCCGCAGAGGGGGCUUGCGGCUUCGCCGCUAAUGGUGCGGGUCUGCUUUGACAUUGUACUGGUAUGCCACUUUGGCCACACAAUACGCGGGAUACUUCUCAGGUACCUCGCGGGCCACUUGUACUACUUCUUGGAGCAGAUUGCCAGCAAAGUGUACGGUAUCAAUCUGUGUAAGCCUCCCCACAAAUGGUUUGCCGCGCGCGAGCGAGGAAACGAAGAGGAAGCCGAGCAGUUACAGGAGUAA